AUGAAAUAGGUUUUUCUUAUUAGCUAUGUGAUUUAGUCGAGUGUUCCAACCUUCAUUAUUCGAGUUUUGAAUACCAAUUUUUGACGAUCCGCCCCAAUUUGCUGCACCCAGUGCAGCGUCGAAACUCCACCGCCUAUGAUUCUCAAUUAUAUAUAUAUAUAAAAAAAAUUACUCUCAUAUUCUUACAAACAAUUUUAUUCCAUUCUAGAGUACAAAGAUAUCUUCUUUUUCUUCAUUCUCGCACUUUUGGGUGAGGCUGUUAUUGUGGGUGCAUUGAAAUUGAUGGCUAAUCGAUCUCUGAAGCGUUUUCUCAACAACAUAGAAUUCAGUAGUGGUAUCUCAAGGAAACAUGUCUCCAACCAGAGAUCUGUCUACAACAUUCUUAACCGGUGCCAGUCAAAUUAUUCAAACACAGAUGGUCAUAAGCCUGAAGAGAAGAGCAUAAGCAAUGGUCGAGAGCGCAGUAAAUAUGAUAUUGAUGAUGGCGAUUUUCAUGAUAAUAAGUGGAAACUUGAGCUUGAUUGGCUCUCUAAAGCUGUUGAACCUGCGGUCCAACUCUGCAGAUGGGCUUUGUCAACAGGAAAUGGAAAUGGAGACAAACUUCCACCGACCAAUAAAUCUCUUGCAGAGAUAUUUGCCAGCAUUCAACGUAGUAAAUUGGGACUUCAGGAUUGGAGUCUCACUGAUCUUACCAUAGGCCUAUAUCUAAUAUAUCUUCAGCAAGCAUCCACCAGUCCUAUUGAGGAUGUUAAGGGUGAACAGAUAUACUCUGAUUUGAUUGUUCAAGAUCUCAUCUACCACACUGAACUGGCUAAGGGUUCUUAUAAAGAUUGCACUGCAGCACUUUCAAGGAAUUGUAUGCUCCGGGAAAGUAAUGUCGUCAAAUUCAUAAAAAAUUCCAGUGUGUUAAGGCCUGGAUAUUAUAUAGGAAUUGACAAGCGGAAAAAACUUGUAGUUCUUGGGAUACGUGGAACUCAUACAGUAUAUGAUCUUAUAACUGAUAUUGUUUCUUCAAGUCAUGAAGAAAUCACACUCGAGGGUUACUCCACUCACUUCGGAACUUCUGAGGCUGCUCGUUGGUUCCUUACUCAUGAGAUGGGCACCAUAAGGAACUGCCUUGAAAAACACAAGGGAUUUAGGUUAAGGCUUGUUGGUCAUUCCCUUGGAGGUGCAACAGCUUCGUUGCUGGCUAUCAUGCUUCGAAAUAUGUCGGCCCGAGAACUUGGUUUUAGUCCUGAUAUUGUUUCUGCAGUUGGAUAUGCUACGCCACCAUGUGUUUCUAGAGAACUCGCCGAAAGUUGCUCUGAAUAUGUCACAACAGUGGUAAUGCAGGAUGAUAUAAUACCUAGGUUAAGUAUCGCCUCUCUCACAAGGCUUAGGAAUGAAAUUCUUCAAACUAACUGGGUGAGUGUUCUUCAGAAGGAAGACUGGAGAGGUGUCGUAGACUUGUUUACAAAUGCAAAGCAGGUUGUAUCUUCUGUGCAAGAUGUAGCUCGGAGACUUGCUGAUUAUGCUAAAUUACGAAGCCAAACUAAGCACUCUGACAUCCUUACUUCAAUAUUUUCAACAUACUCAGAUGUUAACGUUACCUGUACAGAGUCUACAGUUCCACGUGUUCCUGAUACCUCCAACUCCAAAGUCAAUACAUCAUCUCUUGUGAGACAGGAAGGCGAAGCUGAGUUGUUUGUCCCCGGAACUCUUUAUAUUUUGAAGAGGAAUGCAAAUGCAAGAAAGGAAGGUAACAGUGUGGAAUGUUUCACACUUUGGAAGAGACACUCGGGGGAGCAUUUUCAGAGGAUACUGCUCUCAAAUAACAUAAUUUCUGCCCACAAGUGUGAUAGCCAUUAUUAUGCGUUGAGGGAUGUUCUUAAAGGUUUGCCUGGUUCUACCGAUGAAGCUGUUUUCUGAUGAAUAAAUUUCACAUAUUUGCUCUUUUUGUGUAAAACAAUGAUCUCAUCAUUCCACGGCUUGUGGGAGGUAGCUAGCUGGUCCCCUUGAGAGUAGUUGAGGUACGUGCAAGCUGACCUUUAUCAAAACAAAGAAAUAAAUAAUGGCAAUGUUAGUUGAUUUACAGGUAGAAACCAUUGUCCUUAGAGAUAAAAAUAGUUGUAAUUUUCAGCUUAUACUUUUAUGUUUUCCUGUAGUACCAGGAAAUCUUCCUGUAUUUUCAUUAGUACUUCUUUUAGAACAUGUACUGCUGCUAUACAAGCAUAGCCAAAUGGACAAUCAAGCUAAUUUUUUUGAUGUUUCCUUUCUUAUAUUUGAAACUGAUUGUAUUUCUUGUACUGCUAUGGAUAAUGUUAAGAUUCAAGUUUAAUA
Messenger RNA from Solanum lycopersicum (tomato), 2319 nucleotides. RefSeq lists its product as uncharacterized. Lineage: Eukaryota; Viridiplantae; Streptophyta; Magnoliopsida; Solanales; Solanaceae. Gene Ontology annotation, biological process: lipid metabolic process. The record is from RefSeq and is a predicted model, not a curated record.